AUGAGCGAACCGAACGCUAACGAAGCGGAGAAGAAUAUCGAGAUAUGGAAGGUUAAGAAGCUGAUUAAGCGGCUUGAGGCCGCUCGAGGAAACGGAACGAGCAUGAUUUCCUUGAUCAUUCCUCCCAAGGACCAGGUAUCCCGAGCAGCGAAGAUGUUGGCUGAAGAAUAUGGCACUGCGUCAAAUAUCAAGUCUCGUGUCAAUCGCCAGUCGGUGCUUUCGGCCAUCACUUCGACGCAGCAGCGUCUCAAGCUGUACAACAAGGUCCCCCCGAAUGGCCUCGUCGUCUACUGCGGCGAAAUCCUGACGUCCGAGGGCAAGGAGAGAAAGGUCAACAUCGACUUCGAGCCUUUCAAGCCCAUCAACACGUCGCUCUACCUCUGUGACAACAAGUUCCACACCGAGGCAUUGGCGGAGCUGCUUGAGUCUGACCAGAAAUUCGGCUUCAUCAUCAUGGACGGUAACGGUGCCCUGUUCGGCACACUGAGCGGCAACACCAGGGACAUUGUUCACAAGUUCUCGGUCGAUCUGCCCAAGAAGCACGGCCGUGGUGGUCAGUCGGCGCUGCGUUUCGCCCGUCUAAGAGAGGAGAAGCGGCACAAUUACGUUCGCAAGGUGGCCGAGCUGGCUGUUCAGAACUUCAUCACCAACGACAAGGUCAACGUGGCCGGUAUCAUCCUAGCUGGAUCCGCCGAUUUCAAGAACGACCUCAACGCGUCCGACAUGUUCGACAAUCGCCUCGCAACCAAGGUCAUCAAAGUUGUAGAUGUCUCGUACGGCGGCGAAAACGGCUUCAACCAGGCCAUUGAGUUAUCCUCAGAGACGCUGAGCAAUGUCAAGUUCAUCCAGGAGAAGAAGCUUAUCGGCAAGUACUUCGAGGAAAUCAGCCAGGAUACUGGCCGUAUCUGCUACGGCGUUGAAGAUACGCUCAAGGCUCUUGAACUAGGUGCCGUCGAGAUCCUGAUUGUCUUUGAGAACCUCGAGGUGACUCGCUGGGUCCUCAAGGACAGCCACGGCAGUGAGCUAAUUCUCCACGCCACCAAGCAGCAACAGCAGGAUGCGGCCAACCGCGAGAAGUUCAUGGACAAGGAAACGGGCCAGGAAAUGGAGGUGGUGUCGCAGGAAUCCUUCCUCGAGUGGAUCGCGGAACAUUACAAGGACUUUGGUACCACUCUAGAGUUCGUCUCCGACCGAUCGACCGAGGGCAACCAGUUUGUCAAGGGCUUCGGCGGUAUUGGCGGCAUCCUCCGGUACAAGGUCAACUUCGAGCAGUUAGCUGACGUGGAUGAUGAUGAUGAGUACUAUGACGGUAAGGAUUUGGUGCCCAACAGGCGAUUACGAAGGGCAUGGUAG
Messenger RNA from Lasiosphaeria miniovina, 1353 nucleotides. RefSeq lists its product as uncharacterized. Bases 1 to 1353 code for a protein of 450 amino acids. Lineage: Eukaryota; Fungi; Ascomycota; Sordariomycetes; Sordariales; Lasiosphaeriaceae. Gene Ontology annotation, molecular function: sequence-specific mRNA binding; translation release factor activity, codon specific. The record is from RefSeq and is a predicted model, not a curated record. Gene Ontology annotation, cellular component: translation release factor complex; cytosol. Gene Ontology annotation, biological process: cytoplasmic translational termination. The transcript has 4 exons.